Linum trigynum is the source of this 4740-nucleotide messenger RNA. The record is from the annotation of a GenBank genome assembly. Lineage: Eukaryota; Viridiplantae; Streptophyta; Magnoliopsida; Malpighiales; Linaceae.
UACGGGUACAUAUACGUGUAUUAAACGGAGUAUUUACUAACUAUGCUAAUAGCGUACCACUAGUACUGGUACAUUUUUUUAAUGUACUAGUAGCGUACCACUAGGACUGGUAUAUUAAUUACCAGUAGACUAAUGGAUUGGUACACUUGUUAACGCACUGGUACAUUUUUCAGGUUGUCGGAGGGAGUCUGCUGGAGAGAAUUCGCCGGAGAAAAAGUUUGUCCAUCGAAGCGGAGUGGCCGCAUGAGAAAGGAAGAGAGGGAGAUAGAUAGAGAUAUUUAUGUAUAGGAUUUAAAUUUCAAUAAAAAUUAUAUUUAAUAUGAGUUUUUAAUUCCCAAUCUAAUUAAUACAAAAAAGUAAUUAAUAUAUUCUUUUUUUCAUACCCAAAAUACUCUUGAUUGUCACCGUAUCUCGUCCCCUAUAUACGUCUUUACCUUUUUCUGCAAGAAUAGUUGACAUGUUUAAACUGAAAAAUAUUUUAUUUCUAUGCAGAGGUCCUUGCGCACAAGUUGCUAAGCUAAUUAAAAAUAUUUAUUGUAACUAGAUUGUUAAAUUCUGUGAUUAAAUGAUGAGAUUGCAUAAAAAAAUUAGUUGAUCGAUUUGGAAAAUUAGAUGUAAAUAGGUUCUUCGUAUGAAUACAAACUAAUUUAAAUAAACUUGUUACAUGAAAAACAUAACAUGAAUAUUAUUAGAAAUUUUGUUAACACGAGCCAAAAGAAAUCAAAACAUAUUUGUUGUUAGCCCAUGACUUGAUGUAAAAUUUCCCCUCUGACUCUCUACCCCUUGGUGCCUGCGUGGGCUACAAGUCAAUCCAUUGGACAAACUUCGCAUUCAUUCUAGACCGUCCAAAUCACUAUGCAAAUGACAAUCUGCUUCAUCUUCUGCCGUUGAUCAACUUUUACCCCAAAAGAGACUGUCCACAGCUGAUCACAGCCAACUAAAAUUCCUAAAAGCGGGGCCCUAUGUCUAUAGGCCUAGCAAAACGUACAACUAGCCAGUCGCUUAAUCUGUGAAAAUGGCAAGAAACGCAGGUACUACUACUGCCAGCUUCAGUCUUCCUUUUCUACCCAGUCUGAAGAGUGACAGAGCCCCGGAGUUAUUCCCCCUCCCUCCAUCACGCUAAUUUUCCCUCCAUUUCUCUCUCGCCAAACACAUUUUAGCAGUCUAUAGAGCUCACUCAUGGAGUCUUUUCAUUUUCUUUUGGUCUUGUUGGUGAAUGCCAACUCCGCCGGUUGAUUCCUCACAUUCCGAUUGUAGUUCUCUCGCCGUUUCCGUUCUUUUGAUCGCACAGCAGAGUCGUAAAACUGAGAUUUCCGGGGUAGAGGUUUUGAAGAGUUAGGGUUAGUCAACUGCAUUUUAGAUUAGACGUCUUUGAUCGUUCAGCGCCGGGAUUUUGAUUCUCAGUAGACUACUCAAGGACGAACUCGUCCCUAGCUGGCACAGUUCUUGGAGCUUUCAAGAAAAUGAGCGCCGGAGCUCCGUCUGAAGGCUUGCUGGAGGAAUCAGGAGCAGAUGAUGGCGACCUUGCGCCAUCGUUCAGCAAAGGCUCGAAGUUUGCGUAUUCAGCGGAUUUUCUCUUGUCCAUAGCUGUGUUGGAUAUAUGCCAGAGGCUGCCUUGCAACUUCGAUUCCGAGAUAUUGCGUGAGCUUGACGAACGCCCUACAAUUUGGCCGCAGCCGAAGACCGAGUCUGAGUUUGCGAGAUGGGAUGGCAACAUUCUAUCAACUAGUUGGAGAGUUAGUCCUGAAAAUGGAAUUUUAGGGAAGAAUCAUCCAGACAGUGUAAUUUCAGGGAAGAAUACUUCUGAAAGUGGAGCUCUAGGGCAGAACAAUCCUGAAAGUGGAAUUUUAGGGAAGAAUCAUCAUGACAGUGUAAUUUUAGGGAAGAAUACUUUUGAAAGUGGAACUCUAGGGAAGAACAAUCCUGAAAGUGGAAUUUUAGGGAAGGGUGCUCUCCUGCCAGCACCUGAACCUAUUGCUGUUGACUCUGCUCCAAAGAUUCACGAGGGUAGUACCUGUCAUCUGCUAACCCGAAGUGCUACACCAUAUCGGCCUCCACAUCUAUACAGGAUGGAUCUCCAUUCUGAGACAGAGAAAAUGGACAAUGGCAGAGAGAAAACAUUUGAUUCCUUGAGACCACGGAGGACUGAAGUGGAAAAACAGAAGGAAACAUCUGAAUCAUUGUGGAGUGAUCGUCAAGUAACUCAGGAGACUCAGAAGAACAUUUCAGAUGAUCAGAAAGUAAACCAGGAGCCAAGUAACGCCACAGGCUCAGGAGAUUCCCAGAAGUAUGAAGUUGGCGAAAGUUGGACAUCCGAGAAACUGAAGAGUAAGGCCGGCCAGACCACCAUAUCCUGUCCUUACUUCCUAUCUUGGGUUAAGCCAGCGGGCAAUAGCAUGUCCAAUACCAACGGCAAACAUGGAACAGGAGAAGCACCUAUGGAUCACGCCAAAAAGCUGAACGAGCAGCCAUUGACAAGUAUCCCUUCAGAAAGUAAGGAAGGUACAUGCCAGUCCCACACAUCUACUACUCCUGCCCCUGUCUAUCACCAACAACUGCAUGAAUGGGACAACAAAGCAACUAUUUGUGCAAACCCUUCUGGUCCUACGCAAGACAAUCCAGAGAUCGAUGAUGCCGACUAUCAGGAUCUCCUUGCUUUAAUAGAGGAAGAAAUUGCGUGCCAGUUUACUGAGCUGCGGUGUAGCCAGGACCUCUCGAUGCUGGGUUUCUCCGAGUUCGACCUUGGAGGGCAGAGACCAAUUCCGGCCUCCCGUGACGAUGGCAUGGUUCUUCCAUCCGAAGUCGACGCUUCAAGCUGCAAUGAGACGAUCCUUAAGGACGAUGAGCAUGCUGAUGAAGUGACUCCAGAAGUUCCAACUGAACAGGAAACUUCAGUAGACUCAGCUGCCCCCCACUUCCAUGAGAAGCCUCAUACAAGCGAUGAAAUCUGCUGGCCGGACGAAGACAGUUUGAUUACUAUCGACGACUUCUUAUGUCCAAUGGAUGAAGCCUCCGGCGGCGAACUGUGUAAGCAGCAGUCCUGCCCACCGUUGCUUGGCUGUCGGAGGAAAUCAGAGAACAAGAAGCAGACCAAAUGUGUUUAUGCUCCAAAGCCUAUGGGACCAAUGAUAUGUUCUCCUCCUCCACCUCCUCCUGGUAUGGGGCCAUGGUUCCCUGUCCUGCCUCCUCGGCUGCCGCCGCCGCAUCCUAUGCAUCAGAUGGGGCCCUAUCCUCCUACCAUGUGUUACCCCUUUGGUAAUCAGGUCCACAUCUAUACGAACCUAUUGGCCAGACCAGAUCAGAACUUGGGGUGGCCUUGGUUCGGCAACGCUUAGAUCUUAUUGGACGUCGUAGGUGAGCAACAUGUCUAGUUACCGUCUUAUACACCUCAUUGCAGUCAGGAUUUGCUUUUAGAAAUCAGACACUUCUGAUUAGAGUUAGUCUCUGAGCUAGAUACGUAACCAUAUAUGUUGGUUAGAAGUACCAAAAUUAGGGUUAUAGUUGAAUUAGCUGAGGAUUAGGAAUUUCCCAAUGCUGGAAAGAAACAAGGGGAGCAUGUGAAGCGGAUAGUAGCCUAUGGUAGUAAAUGUUCAAGGUAGCAAAGACCUUUACAAUAGUAUACUCUUAACAUCUCCAGUGGAGCUGAGUCGAAUUUGUGUAUCUGGUCAACCUCGGACAGGAAAAUUGAAUACACAAUCAUAUUUUCAAUUUUUUUUCCCUAAAACCUGUACCAAAUCAGUUGUCUUUCCAUUGUGAAUAUCCGAGUGGCAGGAAUCUUGAUAAUCCUGCUCGAAAAUACGAUCCAGCUGUGUGAAUUUGCAAAAGAUGCAUGAUGGGUUCUACAUAGUGAAGCAAUUUCAGUUGUCACAUUAGAUAAAUCCAUUUCACUCCCUAAGCCGAGACACUAAAUAAUCUACCAAGUUCCGUUGAUGUGCCGACUCUGCUGUUUGAAUAGAUUCGCUCUAGUUCCUCGAAGUCAGAACUCGGGAGCUCGACAUAUGAACAGAAGAAAAAAUUUUGAGUUUCAGCGAGGCCAUGGAAUUGGAACAUUAGUAUUCAAAUGUCGCUAGCUAAGGUUCCUACCACCAAGGCCUGGCUCAAAGUUAAAAUGAGCUCUCAGAAGGCUUAUACUCAAUUCUUAACAGGCUACAGCAAAGAACCGGGAUGCAAAAACUCAGACAGGCACCCCAGGUUGCACGUAGGAAGGCGUUAAAGGUGAUUGUGGAGGAUGAGUUAAUUACACUUAACAACGGCUGAACAAGCUUGUAAUCAAAACUUUAAUUACAUACUCUCAUUAAUUAGCUGCGUGAAUUCCUUCUUUCCUCCAUCGCAGGAGGAGCUGUACAGCAAGGCCUUUACCAGGAACCACUAAUUACACCCGCACUCUGGAGCAGCAGCAGCUGCUGGUAGUUAUUGUUUCGCCUCUUCUUCGAAUCCCAUAUACACACUACCUGUGAGAUUACAACAAGGCCGAAGGCCUGGCCAAAGACGGGGAACUGGUGGGCGGUUAGAGAGCGCGUCGUGCACCUUUAAUUGUUGGUGGUAGAAGUUUUUAAUGACCCUCACGGUCCGGCCAAUUCACCUCGCCCGGAUCAAGCAACAGUUCAUAUCCUGUUCGCAUCUGUGUUGUAGGAAGCAAGCAGCCUUCUCUGCCAUGCAAAAUUACACCAUGUCACAGAGACCCUAAAUGAUUACCACUUACUCAAGGCCAAGGGACAGAAAUGAAGGUGCCAAAUACUA